AUGAGCAAGUAAGUAAAACAGGAUCGACUCCCUCUAAAACCAUGACGAUACAGGCUAAAUAAGUCGCUUAAUUUGUGUUGUUCUAUUAGCCCUUUUUAUUAUCUUUUUUAUCGGUUUUCAUCAGAUACUUGUAAGAGUCACUCGUCUAGAACUAUAUGGUGAUGACCUCUUGCUCCCUCGUUAUAUGAGGCUAAUGCUGGCUCAAUCGAAUUUUCGAAGAUAUUAGACAUCAGAGAGAUCAGUUGGUUUGCGAUUUUAUUUAGAAAUUUUGCAAACAUACCGCCAGGGAUAGGUAAAGUGGGGUGCAACUGUCGCGAAAUUUUUCGUACAGCGUCUGUUGUGAAUGCAACCGUACUAGUUGGAUUGCUAGGUGUGAUCAUUGGGGGUUAUUAUCUGUCACAAUAAGCCGACUGUUCAGUAUCCAUAGACAGGAAGAAACCAGAUCAGAGGUUCGCCAUGUCAGAAUUAGCAGGAAACCUAUUUCCCUGAGAAUCCUCUAAACAGGAUAAGCAGUUACGUUUGCAUUUUGCCUUAUUCACAGAAGCAAAUAACUUUUCGACAAUUCUCGGCGCACCUUUGACUCUUUUUGGCAUAAAUGCUGCUUUCUUCCUCCUCAGAAGAUUCCGCCAUCUGUUCCGUCGUUUUUAAAAUCAAUGAAAUGGUCUGGUUGUUGACAUCUGAUGUAGUUUUUACAAAGUUUCUUUCUUUUCCAGGGGUCCUAGAGGCAUGUACCCAUUCAUUUGCGUUUGUAUCGAUUCGGUUGUCAGUAUGGUAUCAGAAAACAUUGUCAAUCGAUCUAAAUCAGGCAGAACGAUAACCUAUUCACGAGUAAGUCAAAACGACUUGCUCGGGACAACGGGGUUCUUCGUCGCCUGUAUAGCGGGCCGCCGACAUGACCGGUCUGGUGUCAUUGUUAAAGACCUCGCUGCCUCAAGUUCAUUCACCCUUUGUAAUGAGCCAUCCCAGACGAGCUGACCUGAAGCCACUCGACCGACUUCAGCUCGGACACAGUUGCGUCCCCACAGCGUCGCAGCCACCCAUGCGCCACUUGAACGUGCCAGCCGCUGCAACCAGCAAAACAAGCCACUGGGACACCACCCCUCGCCAAAUGCAACAUACACUGACUGAACAGCACUUGAGUUUGGUCCAAGAGCUUAAAAAAGCGGCUGCAACCACUAUCUCAGGGAUUCUCAGGCAUGACUGGACGCAGUCAACACCAGCCCCGGCUUCCCCAGUGACCACUGUCGCCUGAGAGGACAACUCCGGGUUCUGUGCACAAUGAACCGUUCAUCCUGGUGCCCUCUGUCUAUCGUCUCCCUACAACUUGGGACCUGGUCUGACGAUUGUAGCUCACAUGCUGCGCACACUAUCAAUGCAUAACCACUACACCUACGACGGCCGAACUGUUAUCAAACCACUAAUUCCCCGCAUCCAUACAACGGCGAGGAGCAAAAUUCACCCUUCUUCUUCCUUAAAAUUCCACGUACGAUCUCCCUUUCUGAAUUUUUUGUCGAUGCUUCAGGUGUUUACUUCCCGAUGGACAACCCCGCAGGCCCUCGAAGGUACAUUUCCUCCUUUCUUAGACCGUGCGUGUAUAAAUACGAGUUCAGGGAUUCCGAACCGUCUGUCUUCCAGCCAACUAAACAGACACUGAGUGAAUUUCGUUCUAUCUGCUGUCCACUUGUCCAAUGUUUCUUUUCCUUUCGUUUUCACCUGCUGUCAAAGUGUUCAGGCUUUUAUCGCUUUUCUGACUGCUGUUAGUCUUCAUGUUUCUUGUUUUCUAUCUUUAACUCCUAUGUUUCCCUCUCUUGUCACAUCUUUAAUUACUUAGAUUUCCAUAUUACGGUGGGACUUCAUGAAAGGGCAUCCAAUUUGCAGGGGUAUGGGGCUGUGGGAAAACUAUGACCUUGCGUGAACUUUGAAAAGUACUCUGACCGAGGGAGGUGUCAGCCAUUGGUGGUUGCGUGGGUGAUUUCACGUGACUUAGUGCCCUUCCUUGUGGCCCUGCGGGAGAAGUGGUGAGAUUUGUCUGUUUCCGAAGUAGCUGACGUACAAAAUGCAAUUCAUUUUCAUCGGUGACUGAAUCCUAUUUCAAUGCAGUCCUUUGGGUCGAAAUUUCGUAGCAUGUAUUGGGUCUAUUGACUUUCAGUUAGCCGACUGUGAAUUCACGGUACCUGGGCACAUUGAUGGGUACUGGGGCCAAAGCUUUCACCGUCUUGCGUAUAGAUAGCUAUCACGCAGGGGGAGUGUUUUGUUUAGCCGAGGAAUUAAUCGCACUAGUCUCUGGGGUGAGUCCCAUGCCAGGUGUCGUGCAGGGCUCAUGGACGCCUACUCAGCGUCUGCGCGUCUGACAAGCGGUCAAGAGACGGCAACUACAAGGGCGACGAAAGGAGAAAUAAUCAUUUCCAGCGGCAGUGUCAAUGUAGGACGAAACAAACGGCGAGAUAACUACAACGCAAAAAUUGCACUGGUACUACGGGAAAAUCCGUAUCGUAGGUCUAAACGAAAGCUGAAAUUGACGCAAAUACACCGGAUACGUGGUUCACGCCACAUAAGCUAACUUGGCACGCUAUGUAUCGUACCAUACCUCGAUACGCGCAAGGCAGACAUGCUCGUUCUGUCGUCUGUCUGGUUUUUUUAGCGCAUGUUGCCGGUUCGGUCGUGACCACAUCCCGAGGGGUCUGUGACUGACUACGUGAAGGCCUCUUAUGUAACUCCUGGUUCCGUGUUACUUGUGUAUAACAUGUGAGGGUACCCGCGGCGUUAGCGCGCGGAUUUGCCAGAAGGCGUGAACUUGCGCUGUAUAUUCUGUCAGUCAUCUAGCUUAUUCGUCUUCAUGCAGAUUUUACAAUUGCCCAUGUUGCGAGGUCUUUGACAAUCGACGGCUGGCAGUGCAAGUUGGCCCGCUGAGAGAGAUGAAAAAAUUUUACAUUGUUCCGCCACUAGGGAGUCAAAAACCAUUGCGCGAACAGUGGUAGAAUUGUUAUUUUCCUUGUACGGAACUAAUACCCAUUAUAAGUACCUGUUUCAAAUCCUAGGAGAUGCAUAUUGUUACAUGGAACCCCAAUAAUAACCACAUUAAAAAUCCACUCCUGCCUGUGUCCGAGCUCGAUAGGCUGGCAGCGCGGUGUGUGCAGUUUGUAGGGGCACCAGAGAGCCCAUGACGAAAUUUUUUUUGGAGUUUGGCCGUGGCUCCGAUUACGUGCUGUUUAAAACGUGUGACUCGCGAAAGAAUAGGCUUUUAAACGUUUGAAGGAUCUUGUCGGUGCUACAAACUUCCUUCUGUCACUCUAGUCAAUUAGUGUCACUGAUAUUUACGGUGUUCGCCUCCAGGGAAUAUUAGGUCAAAAACUGUGUCCAACUGAGGCAUGUUCUUCAGGACGCCCCACAAGCACUACUAAGCCGAGGAGGGCGUAGUCGCAAAGAUUAUGUUCCGAGCGAAAGAGUUCGUCUGAACGGUAGUUAAGGACUGCCCAUCUCCGGAGUUUUCAAAUUGUAUAUGCUUGAUUCAGAUGACCAUGCGCUCUGCAUCACACCGUCAGACAAUGGUGACACCAAAGGGUUGUCCGAUUUUGAGCAUAAACAGUCCAAUAGUCCACCCUAGCCAAUUGCCAGGCAGACGGCCUGUGGUAAUUACACCUGUGGAGAGAGCACUGCUCCCGGGCUAGAGGAUCGAUUUAAUCAGUACCUUAGGAAUUGGAACAAGCUCAACCAAAAUACAUUCGCCUACGAAUGUUGGACACGACCCAUAUAUUCUGAAGAUGCUCGGUCGGUGGUGGUUCUCGCUCAACAGUCUCACGAUCCGUCCCUCCGUAUCUCCGGCGCGCAGCUUAACAUAACAACUAUGCUUCCCCUUCCAUUUUGCUUACUCAUAUGGGGCGAAAUCGCUCGAAAUGAGGUGUCCUCCGGCCCUGACUGAUUAGUCGACUGAAGACAUGGGUCGAUUGGCCAGCGGCUAGACUCGAGCACAAUUCUAACACUUUAAUUUACAGUCUACGGUUGACUUGCCUUUGGAAUUUGCGGCUGAUAGGCUGCAUUGGAAGACAAUCAUUCAUUAGUCCGCCACACUUCAGCAUGGAGCCAUUUGUGUCGGCCAUCGGGAAUGCCAUCACGAAUACAAGUACCAGCGGCGAUUAGUAUCAUUUAACUAUCAACUAACUGAAUGCUGGAACCGACUUGAUGGACAUACUCCACAAACUUCUAGACCGUGUCUUUGCCUUCAUCACCAUACCCGAAGGCACUAUUUAACUUAGGCUCGACACCAUUCAGAAUGAGAACUUUAUGACUAAGCCUUAUUUCUGCUAGGCUGUUGCUAUUGCUAGUUUUUCAUUUCAGCUGUUUCACAAAAGUUUGCUGAAGUGUUUGUUCCCCUCUAAUUUGGUCCCCAAAUGCAUGUACAAACGUGUUUAUAAUCUGCACACACCUAAAUUGUGCCAUUUUUAUAAGAGCUAGGCAUCUUUGAAAUGUUUAAAAGCGAUUCUCGAGGUCAUUAACCACGUAGGGUUCACAAGAGGGUCUAUCAACUAUCUGUGCGAGUUUCUUAACCCUUUUUAAAUUGGUGAGGCUCUUUAAAGAGGUGCAAGCCUCACCUUCCCGCCGCUGGAAGCCACUCCUACCUUUUCUUGACACUAACAUUACCGCAGUGACAUUGCUAGACUUUUGUUUCAUAGUGGUCAAUGCAUAAGCACAUACGAACUCUUUUUAAUAUAAGGCGGGCCCCGGGCCAGUGUACAUAUAUCUUUUAUGUCCGGUGGCGUAGAUCAAUUUUCGUGAUUGCUCAAGUUAGUCUGGAAAAAAUACGCAAGUUUUGCCCAACAUAUAUGAGAAAGUCUCAAAGUGGUUCACUGCAAAGGGCGAUAGCAAACAGUUUCUAACCUUGCAACAACCUCGGCUUGUUGCUUGUGCUUGAAGUAGACGGUUUACCAAAUCUUCUCGAAGUACUUAGUAAUAUAUUAGCUACAGUUACUGUCGCCUAAUUCCUAUUCGUAGUGGGUAUCACACAGAAAUAACAAUAUGAGGCCUUGUUCAAUCCUGAAAUAUUUAUAGGCGGUUGUAGGAAUUUGAACAACGAGUGCUAAGGGGUUCAUCUUGGCCUUGUCCUGUAUGAUCUUGCUGAUAUUCACUUGCAGCCUAUAACAAUCGCAGGUCUUAAACCUUGGCUAGAUAACGGUCCAUUGUCGCGCAUUCUAAGAAGAUCGAAGAGGUUCCCUUUUUUGACGCACUGGCCGACGCGCCAUUCGGCAAAGUUUUAUAAACUUGAAGGAAUAUUUCCCCGGAAUGAAUUUGAAGCAAGCAAGGACAGCAGAAUUUAAUGGCACCACAAAAUUUCGCGACCGCUUCUCAACUGCUGCCGGUCGUUGCAUAACAGAAAUAACAAGUGAGAAAGGAACAAAGGUUUGAAUUUCGACAGAGAAAAUCGAUGUGAAACAGCAAGGUCAACGUGUACUGUGCGUAGACUAAUCGAUAAAAUGGUAACUUCAAAAUGCAACAUGGGAAUGCAAAUGGGGAACUAGGCAUGCCGAGGGAUUUCGAAACUCAAAAGGGGCUCGGGUCUACCAGGACAAGCUGAGGUUGACCACGUGGUCUAACUGUUUACAUAGGUCGGGUUUCUUCCGCCGUAUAUAGGCUGCCUCCAGGUAGCGCAAUAACCGAGUAGUUCGUGCUCGAACUAAUACUCGAAAAGACGUCUUAGGGUCAACCGAAUGGCCACUAUCAAGGAGAUGUUUUGUAAUGGAAGACCGUGGAGUCUUGUUCUCCUGCUUUAGAAGCCAUUUAGGCAAGUGCUCAACUGCUCUGGCUGCCAGUUGCCUUUGCGUUCGCCCAAUGUACUUGCAUCCACAAGUACAUGUAAAUUCGUAAACACAAUUUGACGUGGCGUGCAAUGGCAAGGCAUCCUUCGCCCGUGGAACUUCGAUAGCCUUAGUAGAACUGUAGAAGAUGAGUUCAGCUGCGUUGUAAGUUCUUUCAAUAGUGCAUCUCAAUCGCCGCUUGAUGGUAUUUGAGAUGUUGUCGCCCCUAAAGGGUAAGGAUAUUAUAACGGGCUACCUGGAGGCAGCCUAUAUACGGCGGAAGAAACCCGACCUAUGUAAACAGUUAGACCACGUGGUCAACCUCAGCUUGCCCUGGUAGACCCGAGCCCCUUUUGAGUUUCGAAAUCCCUCGGCAUGCCUAGUUCCCCAUUUGCAUUCCCAUGUUGCAUUUUGAAGUUACCAUUUCAUCGAUUAGUCUACGCACAGUACACGUUGACCUUGCUGUUUUACAUCGAUUUUCUCUGUCGAAAUUCAAACCUUUGUACCUUUCUCACUUGUUAUUUCUGUUAUGCAACGACCGGCAGCAGUUGAGAAGCGGUCGCGAAAUUUUGUGGUGCCAUUAAAUUCUGCUGUCCUUGCUUGCUUCAAAGUUUUAUAAGCUCGCAGAUCCUGACUCCAGUCACCUAUCACGGACUCGAGCUAAAACUCAUGUAGAAGUGACGCUGAACCCAUCCACGAUAAACUUGGUCACACUCUCGCCUCAUCGCCUGAAAUGCUGUUUGCUCUGAUCUCAGUUGACUUACCGUAGUAUACCUUCUCGCCUUAGUGCUCAAAUUUCGAGCAAAAUAUGUGACAGACAAAACUAUCUACCCUGCAAUUUGUAUGCAUGCCACUUCUUAAGAAACCGUUUCCGUGAUAAUCGUAGCUCGUAUUGUCCAGAAGCUUUGUUCUUCAGAGGUUUAAACGGUCUUGUCAAUCAAUCCCUUUACAGCUUUUGGCCCACUUGGCACUUCAUCAAACUCAUGCUGUGAAGACUCAUGACUCACUAUCGACCCGGAUCCAAACUACCCCAGUCCUACGAAGAAGAAUACGGCGAUGAUGAUGAUUUGGAUGACGAUGACGUUGAUGGGUACGAUUGCUUGAGUGAUUAUGACGAGGAUUUGGAGUACACGGAAGGAUCCGAGAAGCGGGAAUCAUACGGGCGAUCCCAGCACUGUUGCAAUGAUACGGGCAACUCGAAGUCGGGCGGCCGAAACGCGGACUUGCGACGCCAUCGCAGCAUAAGUGAGGGCUGUCCUCGUGUCGCCGAGCCCACCGAUGACAACAGGUUUUGCAUGCUUCUACUUGUUUCUCUGUUUUCAAUGGUGGACGGCAAAUGCUUCUGCUCCGAGUUUUCUAAUUUAACUUUUUUCGCAGGAUUGAAUCAGCAGUAUUUGACUGAAAUGCAUUAAAUCAGAAGCUUAGAUCCAGCCGUGUUUCCAACCUGUUGGGCGAUGUUGUCAGAGCAUGUGCCUGGUGUGUAUAAUGUUAUCCCAAUAUUUUCCUGUUCUCGUAUUUACAGGUAGGCCUUAAUCCUGGGCUUGAUUUGGGAUGACUUGUGCACGUGACGACGUUUAUCAUGGAUGGCUCUACUGAGUCUAAGCUGCAAGUUAACUCUGUCAGGAGUGAUUACCUUCCAGUGCAGUCGAUGACUCGCAAACUCCACUACAAAUUUAAGUAGCGGACCAAACACGCAAACCAGGGAUGCUCUCGAGUUCGGCCAUUACCUCACUGGCCCACGCUUUCAGUCUAUUGACUUGCUGUCGUCACAGUUCGCGUCGGGAUCAGACGGACUGACAUCCUGAACGAUUUUGCCUUCGGUCGACGAGCAAAGCGGGGACAGUUGACAGGUUGUUUCUGACUAGUUUGGUAACCUUCCGAUCGGGGUGAGUGGUAAAGAAAGCAGUCGAUCAAAUAAAUCCAGACAAACAAGCUAUGCAUGCUCCUUCUAUAUUUCUGAGAGAAACUCUGUUUGCUCUGAAUUGGAUUUUUUUUGAUUCCACAUCGUUUCAAGGGGUUUCGAUGGAGUCCACUGGGAAGCGCCUCCUCCUGGUUCGUCUCUUUGACAGUUAAUAGGCUUGACUGAGCUGGUGCUGUCUAAUAGGUCAGAAUCCUUAACGUCUUAGGUGAUUAGGCAACUGUUUCUUACCUCGAAACUUGAGGCCAGUAUCUUUGUUGUCGUAAGCUUGCUGUAUGACAAACCCCUUUGACUGUCUCCGAGCGUACCUGCGAGAGCCUGUUGAAUUUGUACGAAGAACUUCGCAAGCUCCACAGUAAUUAUGGUAGUUGACCCGUAGUACAUGGGCCUUGUCAUACUACUACACCGGUGCAGUCCGCCGAUGCGUACUUAGAGAUCCAUUUGGCUAAACACUUAAACAGUGUUGCUGAAAAAGCAGAGCUGCCAGACGUCUAAAGGGAUGUCAGAGACCACUGUGUCGUUCGGUCUUAUGAGUUCGGUUCUUUGUGUGAUAGUAAUCAUCGUAACGUCAGUGGUAGGCUUUUGUGCAGUGUUAUCGAGAACAGGGGAUCCUGAUGUGCAGAGGCCAAACCCACGAAGCAGACGAAAAGGGGCUGAGUGCAACUGACGACAGCGAGGUACUGAUCCACGAAUCACAACCCCGUCCGAGAACUGGGCUGGACCACAUUUCGUGCGUGUAUGGACAUAGGCAGGAACUGUAAAGAACGACUGUAAGAACUUCAGUGGCUACUCUGAAGACACCUGUGCCAUCUGGCGCUCCUCCUAAAGAUCGGUUUUGCAAGAACGUCGCCCCGAUCAGUAGGCAUGGUCUCCACCUUCCACACUGCGCCCCACCCCAUAAUCAUCAGGCAGCACAUGUAGCGUAACGUCCAAUCGGAGAAGCGCCGUCGACUCGCAAACGGUAUUGGAGGGAGGUGUGGAUUGUUUAAUCCCAGAAAGACCGACUACUUCGAAGAUCCUGCCUAAAAGUUAUUGAAUCUCGAAAUGUGCAAAGUCAGGAGAUACAGGUAUUCGGAACAUCAUGCGAAGUAGGAUGGUAAAUGGAGAAAUGUGAUUUAUUACCAACUAUAAAAAUAAUGGGCAACUAUUACAAAAAAGGAAUUGGAUGGAAACGGACAAAUGACCAAAACGACUUGCCGUAGGUUGGUAGGAGGCCGUUCGCCAUACGUGACCUCGGAAACAUGAUCCCUGCAAAACGGAAAAAAACUCACUCCGGCGUGAGUGUCCUUUUAAACAACCAAGGUCGGGCGUCCGGUUAGGCCUCUGGCUGUUACAGUAGAUCUCCACCGAUGGGCAGCCACUACCGGGCACCUGACUUCUCGGUUUUUCUGUCGCAUUGAGGAUCUCGGUAGAUGGUGAACUGAAGUUGCAUUUCUUCUUGGGUGCUGGAACGGAACUUGGCAGCCCAGGGACUGCCACUGCAGAAGCAAAAAAGUUAUCUUCCCAUGGGCGCUCUUUUCGUGUCUUUGCCGCGUGUUGAUGUUUUGACAGGCGUAUUGUUGAAGUGAAUUAGGCCUGUAAACCAGUUCUCUCUCCUAAUACAAAUUGCCAGUAAAGUUUGCUGCAGUUUCGCGAUCAUGUCGCUCAGACACGUGAUCUCACGAUUCAAGCGGGGGAAGUUCCUGUCGCCAUUUAGCCUCUUGGAUCAAUUCGUAAAAGAUCUCAUUUUUUUGCGGUGAUACUUGUUGCGGCGUGCCGCAAUUCGAAGUAGCUUUUCGAUGGACGCCGCUGAGGCUGCUCUUCUCUAUUUCGCUGCACUGAAGUCAUUCGAGGAAGUCAGGCAGAAGCCUCUGACAUAGGCGGGAACCCUAAGGCUGUCAAAAGCAUGUUUUUUUGCAAGUUGUGCCUUUUGGACAGUGCAGUCUGAGCCGUACUCUAGCACUCUAGAAAGCCCAACCAGGUGUGUGCGCCGCGCAUCGUACUAAAGUCUAACGCACUAUACCCAGCGCGUUCGGACAAGUAUGUAGUUCAACUUAUCUAGACUGCCGUUUGAGUGUCAGGCAAAGAGUUGUCUCCUGGAGGGUGGGGGGUGGAGGGUAGGUCACCGUGACAACCAAGAAGCCAAUCGCCACUUUUCGCCUUCCACAAAUUCCCAUCUUGCAGAUGAUACGCAUUCGGGAAAAGCAUGCCGAAACCGGAACGUGCUUUGCAUCCCCGUCACAUAUCAUCGGCACCCAUUGUUUUGACAUUGUUGUUGGCGUUGUUGACUCAUCAAAACUGGCUUCAUGACAACGCCCAGUUGCAAUCCUCGGCAUUCCGUACCAGUUUAGUGUCAGUUUGACAAGUGAACUUGCAAUUAACCAAUAUUAGGUGUCGUCAAGUUUUGCUCCAUCUCAUCACACAACCAAAGUCUGACUGAAGAAGUUGAUGAGUUAUGAUGUUGCACAGUCUUUUUGCAGUGUAGUAUUUAGUACUUGGAAGACGCGCCUCACCAUACUAUCGACAAACAGCAGAUGUGUUAACUCAUGAAAUGUUAACCGAAAUUCUAAAAUGCGUUUUUGACUCGGAAAGAUUACUUAAAUAGGUUUUUAAUAUUGAUCAUGCAGAAUAAUCCCACAGUUACUUCAGGAUGCCGGCGUUUGAUCAAACUUCUUUCCGGCUGCUUGCAAAAACCACUCGUCGUGAAAAGUGGCUACUUAAGUCGCACGACUUUUUCUCACUGAGUUUCCAUGCCUCUAUAAAUUCACUUAUAUUUCAUAAAAAACAAGCAUAAAAACAUCCAUUCUUUUACUCAGUUGAUGGAACAUUACGUCUUCAAAUUUCGCACUUUAAAGAAAGGUAUAAUCCGGUUUUAAAAAGGUUUCUAAUUAUGAGAUUUAAAACCGUGAAAUGCCCGUUCAUAAAACAUCGUUUCUCUGCAUUUACUAAUGUUGCUCGCAAAGUUUGCCGUAUUGCCCAAACCUAUUCCUAAAUUUUACGAACCCCAUAUGGCCUUUUAAUAGCGUAUAGGGGCGUGUGACUCUCCAUACAAGGAAAAUAUACAUCCUGUAGUUUGGAAACCCUGGAUGCAAGUGUAACGACGGGUUACCUUCAAAAUUACUCGGGAAUUGGAAAAGUUUUUUAAGACUGAAUUAUGCCCCUUCCCCAAGUAUGAAAUUGGAAGACGCAACUUUCUACCAAAUGAGUAAAAUAAUGAAUGGAAGAGAAUAUGCACAUCCCAGGUUCGAAAGCUCAGGCAAAUAAAUCUACUGUCCCAGUGAUCGUGCCUUCGUCAUCUUUUAAAAAAUAAUUAAUAUCUCUAUGCGGGUUUUUAAUGAAGUAUGUUCGCAUUUGUAAGGGCAUAUAAAAUAAAUGAGAAAACGCGUACUACUUAAAUAGUCCUUUUUUACAGUGUGGUUUUUGCAGGCGGACGGGAUAAAAUUCAUUCAAAAGCCGGCAUCCCGAAGUAACCGAAAUAUUUUGGGAUUGUGCUGGAAAGUGACGAACAUCGAAACCUUGCCUAAGUAAUCCUUUCGAUUCGAAAAUGCAUUUCAGAAUCUCAGCUAAGAUAUCGUGAGUUAGCACACCUACUGUAGGUACUAGCCAAAAACUCGGGCACCUUUUGCCGAUUUUCUGCUGCUACACGACGCCACUCGAGGUUUCUGGGCGUUCUGUACGUAACUGCUGGCACGUGCUCAACUUUUCAAAGUGUAUAUGAUAUUUAUCAAUACUUACAGGUUUGCAGAUUUGCGGAGUCAUGUUGAUGAAUUCGGUACGUUUUCGCUUGAACAUUGAAAAUUUUGGACCUAGACCUUAAAAGUUAUGAUUGUUACUUUACUGUAUGUUCGUACAUUUAUCUGCGACGGAAUCAUAAGCUGUGCUCUAAACCACUUUUUAGUCACUUAUACUGGGGGAAUGAACUGCCCACCAGACCGAAUCAGGGGAUAGGCAGCAUGUUUCAAAAAUCGCACGUAAUUGCUGCUGUAGAUCCUCCCCACAAAUCAGUCUGUUAUCCUUUAACUAGGCAUUGGAAAAAAGCGGUCUUCGACUCCAUACCUCAUAGGCAUUUCUAACUCAUUUCACUUAUCAGAUACAAGUAGCCGACUUGGACUGCCCAUAUUUACCUGCUUUCGCCUCACUCAUGAAUUUAGCGCUUUUGGCGGGGUGGCACUCCCAAGCGUUCAUUGAUCUCGAUUUUUUUUUCUUUUACUCAGACGGGACCACCACAAUCACCUGGAAAGAAAGCGUCGUGCAAGUAUUAAGGGCAGCUAUAGUGAUCUUCGCGAGGCGAUUCCUGGCCUCCGUGGUUCCAAGGCCUCCCGCGCUGUAACCUUACAGAGAGCCGUGGAAUACAUUGAAGAGUUGCACAGACGAAACCGAGAGCACACCCUUUGUGUGGACACACUGACCCGGCAGAACGAGGCCUUAGAUAGACAGGCAUGUUGAUCAAUAAUUGCUACAAUCUUCACGUUCCUGAAAAAAUCGCAUACAGUUCUUAUGAUGUUCCCAGUGUGAUACUGAGGCAUAUAUUUGCCAAGUUCUGUUGUGACGAACGUGAUUUUUCAGGUACAGUGACCGAUCUCAUGAAAUGUUGGCCGAAAUUCUGAAAUUCGUUUUUGAUUAGGAAAGAUAACCUACGUGAAGUUACGAAAUUGAUUGCCAUACAACAUGCUGCGCCAGGAUGCCGACUUUUGAAUGCACGUUUUUUCGACCGCCUGCAAAAAAUUACUGCUCAAGUAGUACGCAUUUUGCUAUUGCUUUCAGAUGCUCUUACCAAUGCAAACAUAUUUUUCAGGAAAAUUGCGCUAAGAUAUUUUUUCUUGUAUCCACUUAGUAGUCAAACACGUCCUCUUCAAGUCAUACUCGAAGAAGGGGUAUUGUUAGGCUUUGGGAGAGUUUCUAACUAGGCGAUUUUCUAGGACCGUGCAAUGUCCGCUCAACUAGCAUCGUGUCUGCCUUUUAUUAGUGCUCCUUAUGUAGUAUGCGACAUAGUGUAGCGGCCGAGGACGUCAAGGGUAGCACACACCAAAGUAGGGAAACGCUGAGAAGAGGUCCUGGCAGAGGUAGACCUGAACAGAGUUGUCAGCAUCUCUUGAGACUCAUUCACACGCAGGAGAAGAAAGCACAUCAAGUAUGGGAUAUAGUAUAAUAGAACAACAUGGGUACGGAGAAUGUGUAUAAUAAACGUUAGUGUACACGUGGAAUGAGAAACUGCGAAUAGAUUACCUGUCUGGAUGGAUAGGUGUCCCUGACAUACUAGCUAAACAGCCGGUGGGGAUGCAGCGCUGUGGGCAACUGCAGGACAGGGCCGAGGGGAGGAGCCGACGUUGAGUGGGAGAGAGACGAGGGCGACGGUGUGUUGCGGGGGAGGGGUGUCGGCGGUAGCGAGACGAAGGGACACCGGCCGUCUUCACCAGCACGCAGUUACACCAUCUCCAUCCCAGGUCCGCGCCAAAAGUGUCACAGCACUCAAGCAACCCUGUUCAGGUCAAGGGACGUUACAAUAGCACCCACCCAUUGCAAAUUUUAUAAAUAUUAUUUGAUAUAUUCCCAAUGGCCUAGGAAUCCGUGAUUUUCCUUAAACGAAAAAUAUGCAGUUUGCAGACUGAUAACUCUAAAAGCAAAUGCAACGGCAGAUCGGACUCUGAAUUAUUCGGGGACUGAAACACUUUAAGACCUAAGUAUUAAAUUAGAAGAAUUGAUUUUCUACCAAAUGGGUGAGAGAAAGAAUAUUCUCGUGCGUGUUUUCCGCAAGAUACAAUUGGAUUUACUAGGGCAUCGAAAUUCAAUAGGAAAAAUGCAUACUAUCUGAGUAGUCACUCCCUAUCAAGUCGUGUUUUUGCGGACAGGAAGGAGUUCGUUCGAAAGCCGACAUCCCCUCAUGUCUCAAAUAUCAUGUGAUUCACACUAAUUAUUGCUAGAAAUUUAGUUCAGUAGUCUUUUCGAGUCGAAAACGCACUUCAGAAUUUCGGUUAACAUUUCAUCACCGACUGUAUAUCAUCGGUUCGAAAAAUGUGACACGGCUGGUGAAGGAAUAGAAACAAUCCCACCUCUAUUGAGCCAGAUCUCUCGUUUUCCCAGGUCUGACCCGUGUUUUCCGUCUGUCUGACUAUCCCAACUUCUGUUUACCGGGAAACAUGCUAAGGCUACCUAUACUGUUCAUGCUUGAUAAAGCAAUACGACCCGUCGGUUCGUUUGCUCUUAGAAAUCUGAAGGAAGUUUUCUUGGUAGCUUCUUUUUGAAGGAUUAUCUGAUUCGCUUUCGCCCGUUGAUUUAUUGACGGGUAUUUCAAGCUUGCUACCAGGUUUUGACUCAUCCAUAGAGCAUGUCUGUCAUUUAAACCCGAUUAUGGCUUCAUCAAAGAACCAGGAGAAGUGGCCACUCACUGGCUGCUAGUUUGAUUGGAAAUAGUUCAGGGAAAUUGAUUAACACAGAUCUCACAUAAAGGCUUCAAAAAGAGUACGUGCCCAUUUUUGAUAUUAUUUUUGUGGGUUAAAUUUGGCCAUUAUUGCAAGCAAGGCAGGCUUUAGACGACGGUAACGCUAUCUACGAUCAUGCCACAAUUACCUCCGGUAAUUGUAGCAAACAUUGAUAAAAAGUACUUUAUAUGGACAGCUUCCUUAAGUAUCUGUUGUUCGGUACUUUCCAGUUGGUUGGAGAUCAAGUGCUGUUUGGGUCUCAUUAUUUUAGAUUGCUGGGUGUCAGCCUCCAAUUUAUCUUUCAUUGACGCUUUCCAUGUAGAAUCGAAAGUUCCAUUGUUUAUCGGGCGUCACUCAUUACCAGCUAAGCCACUUGAUAAUAUUUUCGCAGCGCUUUCAGCGUUAGGACUACCGCCUUUACCGUGUUUCCUGUCUUCAGAUCCAAGACCUAAGUCGCGACUGCCAACUCAUUGAUGAAGACGAGUACGCGGCCGUUACUGCCUUCGGACGUGGCCCCAAUACUGCUGGUCCGCCCGCAUCCUUCGGCCAGGCUGCUUCAUUCAACAGCGCUGGUGGUGGUGCCAAUGGUACCGGCGGCUUCAACGUGCGUUUCGUGGCCUCCACAGCCCAGCCAGUUAACUCUAAUAGCGGUUCGUCAGCCACAUCUCCUAGUGGCGGUUCUAGUACAGGAUGCCCAGUCGUACGAGUGUUCGCGCAGGACAGCCCCUCGACAGAUGCGGUUAGUCCAACUACCACCUGUAGUCUUGAUUUGUUGCGAGGUCUUCAAGUCCUGCUCAUCGCAUGCUUUUUUUCAUAAUUCUUAGUUCUAGAAUUGAAAUAAAACGGCUCCAUGCAUGGACGUGGCAUACUGCGGUUUAAGGGAGCACUAUUUUUGUUUUAUUACAAGUAUUUCCGCCGGACUUAUUAUUAAAAUGGUAGGAAUAGACUCAUAUGGUGGUCACCUGCGGCGAGUGAUCGCCCACAGUUCGACUGGCGUUCUUAGUCCUGACAACUUCACCGUGAUAAGAACUCUGGUGAAAUUACUUGGGUUACCCCCUUGGCUUAAGUUCAUCCUUCAUUCUCGGAAAGAAUCAUUGAUACGACACUUAAGCUAUACGAAAUUUGUGCUCGAAACUGAAAUUCUUACUCAGAUCCUAAUUUUACUUCGGCACUGAGGCCAUGAAUUGUUUGUAAAAACAGGCAGAAUACCGUGUCUUACGAUCGGCUGUCGACUACCCCUGAAUCUAUAUUCAAGGAAAGGAGUAAGAAGGAAUGUGGGAGACUGUAGCCCGACUUGGCAGAACUUUCCAACCGUUCGAGUGUGUGCAUGGCGUAGGAACGAGGUUCUCAGAAUCUGCAUGCAGGACCCGACCUUGAUGUAUUAACCAAAUAACGCCGGUAGUCGAUGAAAAUCAUUGUCAGGCAGUUUUUCCUGCUUGAGUUUUUUUGACCCAGCCUGGUACUUGAAAUCACGUGGAGCAUAUGCGCCCUCGACUCAUGUCCCCAAUACCAACGCGGCAGAGAAGGAGAACACGUCCAACCACGGAAGUGUAUUAGGAAACUGCAAGUCAAGUCUAACUGGAAAGUUAAGCGUAUUUAUAAUAUCAUACUGGGAUUCGCCUGCAUUCGGGCCAGUGAACUGCGAGAAGAAAAUUCUAGACGAACUGUUCGAUUACUCGCAUACACGAGUCGAUCAGACUCGAGGGGAGCAGCCAAUGGCGAGGCGCCACGAUCAUGCUGACAGCACGCUCGAGAAAACGCACGUGGCCUCCAGUGAUUAGCUGGCUCUUGUUUUUGGGAGUGUAGGCACUCUCAACAGAGUUAUAGGUGGAGGGUUUUCAUGGUAGUUGCAUGGAAAGGGGUCCGAACUAUUAGAUUAGGCAGGAAACAGUCACUGUGGGUAGACAGUGUCUAGUUGGACACGUCUUCCAGGUGAGACAGACGCAGGAGUGAAGUUGUGGUAGACGGUGGAUCGAGGUAAGUGGUAGUUGAUGACAGUGUGCUCGAACCUAGGUGUCACGGCUGUUCCACCAGAUACCACCAUUUGCACCCACUGUUUAAUCUGCAAACACCUCCGGAGUAAACGGACCAUUUUGGUCUGUUCGGUGUUGUUUGGCGUUCUUUGGAUUGAUGUCGCAUUACCUCUCUGGUUGAAUAGUUUCGCGCAGUGUUCUUUGGCGUAGUGCGCAUGCUGUUUUCGUGGCUUCGAAUGUGUGCUGGCAGCGACAGUACGUUGGAAAAGGUUGAACGUUAAUAGUGUUGUCUCUUGGUACUCCAUUUUCGUGCUCUUGGCCGUGUGUACUCCGCUGACCAUGGAGGCCAUGAUUCCGUUUUGAUGGACACUCGCCACGCUAUUGACCCUCUGCGAGUGUUUUUCUGGAGUCCUGAUUUUUGCCAAGAUAUUUGAAUGAGACUUACAAUGCAUCUAUAGGGUUGCCUUUGUCAUUCUUCGUUGUGGAUACAUGUAACGAAGGUGUCAUAGGGUGUUUGUUUUGGAAGGUGUUCAUCCGAUAUCCCUGUUAUAUGGUUGCUCCAUAAAGCUUGAAUUUGCUCUAACUGAAAGAUAUUAGGCAUGCGAGUUUUUAGGACCUAGCUGUACGAAGAUUUUUUCUCCUGCCUAACCUUCAAGAGUGUCUGAAAAUAGCCGGAAUUGAGGUAGUUUUCUCGCAUUGCGCUAUUUGAAGAUCCAGGUUUCCGUAUUGGUGAGCAACGUAGGGGGCAUCACGGUCUUUUAUGUCUUCAAUCUGAUGCUGCACAAGGUGUCUCGGCGACAUCAGUGUGACGAUUGUAGCCUGUGCAAACUGCGCUAAUUAUGCAGAUUCUGGCUACGUCUUCGUUAUCAAUUGUAACGUCCUUCGAGAUUGAGUCUCCCAAGGGACAAAAAUUAUCAUCAGCAGCAGGUCAUCGAAUGCUGACUGGAAGUAAAUUAAGCCUAUCCUAUAGUUGGCACUGUUUGACAUACGAUCACCUUUUUCUCUGUCUUGAUGACUAGUCCGAAGCCUGCGCAUCGGUAGACUAAAAGAAUUAGAGUAGUUAAUCUAAUCCAUGGAGACGUGUUUAUAUGCACAUACUCAGAAUGUUGAGCAGCUUUCCAUCACCCCAGUACUCGAUGUUGAAUUCCGGGUGUUCAUCCAUUAACGUGGAGGGGAUGAGGCCUUCAGCGGAUGAACACUAAAGUGGCCUUUACAACCGACCGGUAUUGGUAGCACACAUUGGUGCCACCCACGGCUCGCACCAACAAGCAAGCGUCUUUGUUGUUAGAAAUUGUAGACUAUUUAAAGUGUCGGACGCACUCGUGCCUUGUUAGAUCGCUUACAAUCACAAGAGUAGACAAGGCAUACCUGAGUUAUCAAAAACCACGACUCCACGCACCUGCCAUUUAAAAAAAACGUUUAUGUUGCAUUCAACUAUUUUAAAUAUAGGAAUUAAAGCUUCCAUAGUAGUAAAAGUUGAGCAUAAGCUUUAUGGACCCUGCUAAAUAUGGACGUGGUACCAGAGCGUUGAAUGCUGACCUGCGACGCACCGACUUCUCUCUAGACGCCACAAAGCCUAGUGACACCCGCGGUCUGUAGACCGUAAAACACUGCUAAGUGGAUUCUCUUGUUGCCUCUGCCUUGCGGUUGCGACCUGGAAAUAACAACCCGACUGACUGUUGGGAAUUCGGUAGCACCGAAAAUUUUAAAAGGGCCUGAAAAGGUAGGCUAUCUGGACCAGGUCUGAUGAAAACCAUGUUGAGUACACGUUGGCAAGAAACCCAGCUGCUGGGAACCACGCAUACAUAAAACAACGGCCGGCGAUCAACGGCCUCUGAACAGUAUCCAAAUCAAUUUUGCAUCCAUUUACGGCCGCGCCUAUUUUAGUUGAUAUCGGGAGAAGUGGCGUGAAAAGUUACGACCACUUAAUUCGGGGAGGGUCUCCGAUUCAUUUUUCGGGCUGCCUUUAAUUUGCGGGGCAAGUUUCGAAUCAUCACCCUUUUCUUUGGCGUCUAUUGCCAACCACAAGCUUUUUUCGCUUUGCACUAGUCAGGUCGGCUUGUUUAUAGGAUUAAGUAAUCCAUGGUAAAGACGCUGUCCGGCAGCUGUAUCCAGUACACUUUUGCCACGGUAUCUAAAGCCACACAUCCUAUCCAGCAUUCUGCGAGAUAGCAGUGGGUGUACUAGCAUUUUUUCCUGGUUUCUCUGUGGUUAGGUCUGCGUUUGCGCUAGGCCACUGCCUUUUGAUGUCCGGCGUCACAGUCGAUGGAUUCCACUAUUGCUUCACGAAGUAGGUGCAACUGUGACUUGCUCGCGCAUUUGUUUAUCGAUGAGCCGAACUUUUAACCUGAGGUAGCUUGACCUCAUUCUCUUCUCCCCUUUUUCCCAGUUAAACUGACUGGGGAGGAGAUUCGGUACUUUGACAUACGUGACACGAAGUCGCUGUCUAACUCGUGCCCCAGACGGUGAGAGCUGGAAUAAAGGAUAGAUCAAAGAAUGCUGACGGACUCGUUUGAGAGGCCCAAAUUAUCUUUUCAAGUGGUAGCUACCAAAAUCACUGACAGGUUCGAUUGCGUCAGAUUUAGUAUGAUGGAAAAUACGCCGACUUCUUACGAGAAAGCAUUUCCAGGACUCGCCCCCCCCCACCUUAAUGUAUUAGUGACCAGUCCAAACCCCUUGGAAAACUGGUGGUGAGAUUGCGCACUGUGCCCAGCGUAGUGUUGACCCCGGUCUAACAGACAUCGCAGUGUCAAGGGGGGAUCACAUUGUCCUAUGUUUGUCGGGCUGCUCUGAGUCGGCGUGAGUCAGUUACUAUUGCCAUACAUGCAUGUGACACAUUUUGAUUUACACGCUCAUAUAUACCUAACAACCCCUCAUUAAUCUCAUUCAGUCAACGUCAAACAGUUCGGCCAUAGCACCUGCCAACCCUGGUGUUGCUCAGCUCAGCUAUGCAGCCCUGCAAGUGCAGCAACCACAAGCUGUGUCCGCUACUUCAACCGCCACCGUUACAAGUACUGCUAGUGCCCACAAUGUUGCGCCGGCAAAUAGCAAUACGACGACACCAUCGUUGGCGCGCUUCAUCCCACCCCAAACGACGACGUCUGCCGAGUCUGUCGGCAACGGCUCAAGCUGUCGCCUUUCAGUCCCAAUCACCAGUGUGUCAGUGUCGGUGGCGUCGCUUGGUCAACAGCGUGCCCGUGUUUUGCCCACCGUAGCGUCCACAACCGUCUCCUCUUCCCCCGCCUCAUCCACCAUGGCCUCAGUAAAGACAAUCAAGUAUGCCUCUCCUAUCGUCGUGGUUACUCAACAGUCCUCUGUUGGCAGGAGAGUAGCUGCUACUCACCAACAGUCGCAGCAGUCUGCGGCCUCAGGAGGUGGAGACCACGAGGCGCCGACCGCUCCUGUUGCGGUUGCUACCCUGGGCUCUUUUCCUCUCGAGACGGCUGUACUGAAGGCGCGCAGCUGCGUCCGUGUCGCACCGGGAGCUGUCCCUGCGGAAACCUUGGUCACGGCGGCGGAAACCCUCGCAACGACCUCCGCAGGCACACCGCCAGCGGUCACAACAUCACGGCGCGUGGUGAUUGUCAGUGCACAGGACCCCCCAACUAGUUCUACUUCCUAG
This is a messenger RNA of Spirometra erinaceieuropaei, 19700 nucleotides long. The record is from the annotation of a GenBank genome assembly. NCBI's taxonomy places the organism in Eukaryota, Metazoa, Platyhelminthes, Cestoda, Diphyllobothriidea, Diphyllobothriidae.